AUGCUCGUUAGAACGAACUGGCCUCCGCGUUGCUUAGUGACACGACACAUCAGAGCACAGGCAGAAGUGUUUGGCUCUAAAGGGACUCUGGUUCACUGUCAAUGGCUGUGGGCUCAGUGCAAAUUCAAACGUCCAGCGACUGGUCCAGAGCCCGCCUCUGUAGACCUCGUUAAAACCCCCUCUCCACCCACAGCCCUCUCCACCCCCACGCCCUCUCCACCCACACGCCCUCUCCACCCCCAGCCCUCUCCACCCACACGCCCUCUCCACCCACACGCCCUCUCCACCCACAGACCUGUCCAUCAACAGACCCUCUCCAUCCACACGCCCUCUCCACCCCCACGCCCUCUCCACCCACACGCCCUCUCCACCCACACGCCCUCUCCACCCACACGCCCUCUCCACCCACACGCCCUCUCCACCCACAGCCCUCUCCACCCACACGCCCUCUCCACCCACAGACCUGUCCAUCAACAGACCCUCUCCACCUACAGCUCUGUCCACCCACACGCCCUCUCCACCCACACGCCCUCUCCACCCACAGACCUGUCCAUCGACAGACCCUCUCCACCUACAGCUCUGUCCACCCACACGCCCUCUCCACCCCCAGCCCUCUCCACCCACAGCUCUGUCCACCAAAAGAGCUUCUCUUUACAUUACAGCACUUUUGACCUCUGA
Messenger RNA from Chanos chanos (milkfish), 678 nucleotides. RefSeq names its product splicing factor 3A subunit 2-like. The transcript has 3 exons. Lineage: Eukaryota; Metazoa; Chordata; Actinopteri; Gonorynchiformes; Chanidae. The record is from RefSeq and is a predicted model, not a curated record. Bases 1 to 678 code for a protein of 225 amino acids.